AAGGACAACUUAUUUCUCUCAGACUUACAUAAAGGACAAGUUAUUUCUCUCAGACUUACAUAAAGGACAACUUAUUUCUCUCAGACUUACAUAAAGGACAAGUUAUUUCUCUCAGACUUACAUAAAGGACAACUUAUUUCACUCACAUUCAAACCUUUGAUUGAGGAGUUCAUGAAGACUUCUACCAGAAUGAGCUGACUGUGCUGAUGAUGCAGUGUGUGAAAUAUACAUGAGACCAUGAUGAAUAAUUACUGUGAAUAGGAGUCUAAACGGACAUGUCUCCCAGUCCAAGGACAGAGUGACACAACUGAACAUGGUAGACAACAUUAUGGCACGUCAGACCUGUCUGUGUCUCUCCUCUUGUUUGUCUAGGUCUGUCGGGUUUGUUUCAACGUUAGACUGUCUGUGUCUCUCCUCUUGUUUGUCUAGGUCUGUCGGGUUUGUUUCAACGUUAGACUGUCUGUGUCUCUCCUCUUGUUUGUCUAGGUCUGUCGGGUUUGUUUCAACGUUAGACUGUCUGUGGUUGUCUUUGUGUCUGCUGCUCUGCCUCUCUGUGUGUUGCAGUGACUGUUGUGUCCCUUUUGGGACUAUUGCCAGAGGGCCCUGUUUGUUCGAGUCGGUCUGUCAGAUGAAAACAGGCUUCUCCAACCUCAGCACUAAAUAGCCUGGCUGGCCAAAGUCUGCUGGAGGGGAGUGAUGACUCACACUUCCCUCAAGGUUGCAGUGCCCGCUCACAAAGAAAAGAGAUGGGAAUGGAGUGAGAUGGAGGGAAAAACAUUUCUUCUCCUUUCUGCAUCUCUUUCUGUCUGUUCAAUUCUCCUUGUCUUCUGGUUGUCAUGUUCAUAAUUCAUAGCCAAAGGAGGAAAGCGUGUACCUGUUGUCACCUGGUGGAAGAGAGGGGCUGAAGAUGGCUGCUUUCAGCCCAGAUAGAUGACCAAGGUGCUGUUCAGGGGACACAGGGAUUCCUGUGUCUUAGUCCAGCCCCCCUGAAUGCUAAGCUAGCCAUCGUUGUUGGUCAGUCAAGUGACAUGGGUCAGUGAACAGGCUGGCUUUGCACGUAUUGGCGUGUGAAGUGUGUUCUUUGCGGCAGUGUCCUAGCUAGCUGCAGCAUAUCCUCUUAUGUAAUCUACUGCAGGAAGGCACAGAGAGAUGGUAGGCUUUACCACAGAGAGAGGGCCUGCCAUGCAUGCCAAGACGGCAUACCUUAUCUCCUAGGGAUGGGGUAAAAAUCGAGUUAUAUAUCGGGAUAUUAUUUUUGACAAUAUAUAAUUUUGACAAUAUUGCAAUAUUAUUUUUGCGCUAGUUUGCUGUACACUGCACCAAAACGCCAGUAUUUUUCCUUAAUAGCUUGUUCUCCAUCUUAAAACUUAAAUAGGGAGCCAGUUUGUUUUCAGCAUUUUUAUUUCCAUGACAGAUCAAAACUAGUUUUCUCAUGACUCUCUCUUAUCCCUCUGUAGCAGACAUAUAAUGAGCAAUAUGUUUGAAACAUCGAAUUGCAAUAAAAUCACAGUAUUGAAUCGCAACAUAAUCGUGAGAAUUGGCGUACAUAUUGCAUCUGCACCUCAGUAUUGUAUAAUGCAUCUGCACCUCAGUAUUGUAUAUUGCAUCUGCAUCUCAGUAUUGUAUAUUGUAUCUGCACCACAGUAUUGUAUAUUGUAUCUGCACCUCAGUACUGUACUGUAUAUUGUAUCUGCACCUCAGUACUGUAUAUUGUAUCUGCACCUCAGUACUGUAUAUUGUAUCUGCACCUCAGUAUUGUAUAUUGUAUCUGCACCUCAGUAUUGUAUAUUGUAUCUGCACCACAGUAUUGUAUAUUGUAUCUGCACCACAGUAUUGUAUAUUGUAUCUGCACCUCAGUACUGUACUGUAUAUUGUAUCUGCACCUCAGUACUGUACUGUAUAUUGUAUCUGCACCUCAGUACUGUAUAUUGUAUCUGCACCUCAGUAUUGUAUAUUGUAUCUGCACCUCAGUAUUGUAUAUUGUAUCUGCACCUCAGUAUUGUAUAUUGUAUCUGCACCUCAGUAUUGUAUAUUGUAUCUGCACCUCAGUAUUGUAUAUUGUAUCUGCACCUCAGUAUUGUAUAUUGUAUCUGCACCUCAGUAUUGUAUAUUGUAUCUGCACCUCAGUAUUGUAUAUUGUAUCUGCACCUCAGUAUUGUAUAUUGUAUCUGCACCUCAGUAUUGUAUAUUGUAUCUGCACCUCAGUAUUGUAUAUUGUAUCUGCACCUCAGUAUUGUAUAUCGUAUCUGCACCUCAGUAUUGUAUAUCGUAUCUGCACCUCAGUAUUGUAUAUUGUAUCUGCACCUCAGUAUUGUAUAUUGUAUCUGCACCUCAGUAUUGUAUAUUGUAUCUGCACCUCAGUAUUGGAUCAUGAGGUCCAAUUCCCGUCCCUAUUAUCGCCCCACAGAGAAUCUUUCAAGUCAGAGUAGGACAGAAAUCUAAUCUGUGUUUUCAUUGUGGAAUGAAAGCAAGAGAAUCAUGUUCCAGAACCACUGAUUAUAAUAUGAUGAAUGGUUUACUUAUAUUAUGUAAUAGUUGUUUCAUGUUUUCAAAUUGUGUUAAGUCACUUUUUAAGGUAUUUACUGAGGUGUUGCUCUGAUUGGUAGUAAUAGUUAUUGCUGUUUGGUCUUCUCAGGGUUCAUGACUGUGGUCAAAACACUCACAUUUGCGACCCUUUGACUUGGCAGUGCGACAACCAGCAUUUAUUGGUCGCUAGAGUGCCAGUGAUUUAUUUUUUUAUAGCUGGUCAGGUUGGUUUUUGGUUCACAAUUUACAUGUUUUAUUUUAUUAUCAUGAUUUAUUCAAACAGCAAUGGGUUUGCAGAAAACAACAACAAACAGGUGAAGUUUUGGUUGAAUCUUGGCGAUGUGCAAUUCGGUCAUCAUGGGCUGUUUGAAUGAACUUUUCUAAAGGGUUUCCCCAAAAAAACUCCUAAUUUAAGUAUUGACUGAAAAUCAGGCCUACCUGGCAGAGUGAUAUCAUGUUGAUUUGUAUAAAUCGCGGGGCAUUUGUUUUGCAAACUCUGCCAUCACAUGUAGCCUACACUGUAUAUUGUACAGUACAAAACACCGCUAGCAGGUCUCUUGCUAGGUGCUCAAUUUGUAUUUAUUUUUGUUUAACUAGGCAAGUCAGUUAAGAACAAAUUCUUAUUUACAUUGGUGGCCUACCCCGGCCAAACCCUAACCCGGACGAUGCUGGGCCAAUUGUGCGCCGACCUAUGGGACUCCCAAUCACGGCCGGUUGUGAUACAGCCUGGAAUCGAACUAUGGGUCUGCAGUAACGCCUCUAGCACUGAGAUGCAGUGCCUUAGACCGCUGCGCCACUCGGGAGCGAAUUAAAGGGAAGCUACACUCUCCAAAAUAUAUUUUGGGGAUCAUUCUGACUUCAAAUGUGUUCUCCUGAUGUGGUUUAAGCAUCAUUGUGGACUUAGAAUGUACAUUUUUGUAGUUUUUCUACAUAAAAAAAGUGUGAUUUGUUUAUGAAAACCUGGAAAAACAGAACCAGAAGUGCGGAAUUUACCAAAACUUAAAACUGAUUUUAUAAAAAAAAAUAUAUAAAUAAAUGUGGAACUCAGUCGGGGUCUCAACUUUCUUUUGUGAGGUAGAAUACACAAGGUACAAUUUUGAAAUUUGAUUGUGCAUUAACAGUUUUUCCUCUUGUUUUUCUCUCACUGAUAUUCACUCAAUAAGCCCAUGUCAGCUAAAAUGUUAUUUGAUUGGAAAGUUAGUCUAGUGGCCAUCUAUCAUGGUCAAAUUAGAGCCUGAUGGGCCCCAUUUGAUUUUGUUAGUCAGUUAGUCUCACUCAGAUAUCAUAUUAAAAAUGUCACACUUUUCUCUCCGCCCCAUGGCAAAAAUGAACUUUAAAACUUAAAAAUGUUUUCUCUGGGGGGGCCCCCCUCAUGAUGAUUUCAAAAAUGUUUGUGGCUCCCACCCCCAUCAGUUGCCCAUCCCUGCUGUAGGCAGACAGUGGAAGCCAAACCAACCACGUGACAUCACGCUAGUGUUAUUACUAGAUGGGUGUGCCGUCUGCCAUAUGGAACCCUAUCUGGUUCUGUUUAGAAUGUUCAGCACUUUUCUCAGUCCAGUUCUUUCUCUUCCUCUGAGGUCUCAGUAGGAUUUUAGAGGCUCUGUAAGAGAAUGCGCCAUGUAACUUCAUCAUCCACAGACACAGUCGACUAAAGAAAACGUUUCUGUCCGUCUAGCCCUCACUGUGCUCUGUGUAUGAUGUCUACAAUAACGCACGUGUUCUCUCUGAGACGUUAAAUUAUAAUAACUUAUGAUCUAGGAGGUCAUGACUGUCUCACACAGCACUUGAUCUUAUGAUUGUCAUCCAUGUGUUAACCCAUACCACUAUAGCAUGGCCACAGUGUGUGAACAGUGUGUGAUCUUAUGAUUGUCAUCCAUGUGUUAACCCAUACCACUAUAGCAUGGCCACAGUGUGUGAACAGUGUGUGAUCUUAUGAUUGUCAUCCAUGUGUUAACCCAUACCACUAUAGCAUGGCCACAGUGUGUGAACAGUGUGUGAUCUUAUGAUUGUCAUCCAUGUGUUAACCCAUACCACUAUAGCAUGGCCACAGUGUGUGAACAGUGUGUGAUCUUAUGAUUGUCAUCCAUGUGUUAACCCAUACCACUAUAGCAUGGCCACAGUGUGUGAACAGUGUGUGAUCUUAUGAUUGUCAUCCAUGUGUUAACCCAUACCACUAUAGCAUGGCCACAGUGUGUGAACAGUGUGUGAUCUUAUGAUUGUCAUCCAUGUGUUAACCCAUACCACUAUAGCAUGGCCACAGUGUGUGAACAGUGUGUGAUCUUAUGAUUGUCAUCCAUGUGUUAACCCAUAGCACUAUAGCAUGGCCACAGUGUGUGAACAGUGUGUGAUCUUAUGAUUGUCAUCCAUGUGUUAACCCAUACCACUAUAGCAUGGCCACAGUGUGUGAACAGUGUGUGAUCUUAUGAUUGUCAUCCAUGUGUUAACCCAUACCACUAUAGCAUGGCCACAGUGUGUGAACAGUGUGUGAUCUUAUGAUUGUCAUCCAUGUGUUAACCCAUACCACUAUAGCAUGGCCACAGUGUGUGAAAGUCCCUCCACCCUGACCUUCACAUCAAAGAUUAACAUCAUUAUGUGUCAUCAAUGGAAGUGCUGGCUAUUUGAAGAAUCUGUUUAACCCUGUUUUGGUUACUACAUGAUUCCAUGUGUGUUAUUUCAUAGUUUUGAUGUCUUCACUAUUAUUCUACAAUGCAGAAAAUAGUAAAAAUAAAGAAAAACCCUUGAAUGAGUAGGUGUUGUAAAACUUUUGACUGGUAGUGUAUAUAGACAACUCAGGACAUUCCCACGGAUUGCUUAGAUUGUUUUCAUCACUGAGACAUUCCAUUCAUUCCUUGUUGUUUUUUAUCCUGAGUGGACAUCACAACCCAUUUCACAGCCUACUUUCACAGUCACUUUAAGAUCACCAGCCAGGGCUGCAGUGCAGAGCGUUAGACCAGAGAGCAUUGAGAAUCAGAGGCCUACGUCCCAAGUGGCAUCCAAUGAGUUUGUGGUCAAAAGUAGUACACUAUAUAGGCUCUGGUCUAAAGUAGUGCACUAUAUAGGGAAUAGGGUACCAUUUAGGAUGCAGAGCAACUCCCUGCUUUGGUGUUAAAGUCAAAGAGAGAUGGUCAGGUUAUAUCUAAUGGAGUCCUUCCUUCCUCAGUGUCCAUGUUUUGACCGGAAUCCCAGCAUGAGACGCAGCAUAUUGAGCCAAGAGGAGCAAUCUGAUAGUUGAUGGGGUAAACUAACUCCCAUCUGUCAGCUUUUCACAGGAGAACCCCGACACCAGGGAUUUUGAGAUGAGGGCCAGUAUAAAGAAUUGAUGUUGUCUCUGUGAAUGAUUUCUGUAAGACAAUCCCUUGUUUAGUCUUUAAUAUUGCUAGACUAGCUUAUUUGGUCAAUCCAUUUGGUUGAGUGGAUUUUGAACUGUUUUCUUAAGUGAGAUCCCCUGACUGUCUCCUCUCUCCAUCUCCUCGCUCUCCUUUCCUCUCCUCUGAGAGAGCAGACUGACGGAGAGGGGUAGAGAGAGGGCAGCCUCUCUUGCCCUCCGAGCUUCUCUUUUUAUCCUUCCACCGUCCGCCCUUCUCCCCUGCGUGAGUUUGUUAUUAAACCCAGAACAGAUAAAUAUAUUCAUUCUGUCCAUCACCUCUCCCCAUUCCUGCAUGUUUUGAACUAUAUUAUGGCGAGACGCUCUAGCCGAGUCCUUGAGAAUCAGUCUGCAUCCCAAAUGGUAACCUGUUCCCCUACAUAGUGUACUACAUUUGAACUGGGCCCAUAGGGCUCUGGUCAAAAGUAGUGCACUAUAUAGGGAAUAGGAGAGGGGGGGGGGGCGUUUUGGACGCACACUCUCCCUCCUGAGGUGAUAUAUUAGAUCUCGCUGGUGAAAAUCAAAACAGUGUCUGUAACAUCUCAGACUCCACAGGUGUGAUACGAGACUAAACAACCAGACACAAUCUCCUGAUCUCCAGAGGCAAACAACAGCAGCAUACAGGGCAUUCUUUUCACCACAGAGAACAAAAGGCCUUGUUUGUACUUGAGACAAAGAUAACUUGGUAUGUUUGUGUGUCAUCAUGCCAGUUCUUAUUUAGAUUCACUAUGCGUUGCCGUUUGUCGCCUCUGUCCUGAUAACUUCAGAAUAUUUGUCUCUCCUCAUUUGUCUGAGAUGUGACCUUUUUAGAAUAUUUCUCAGGGUGGCAGAACUCAAACUCUAAUUGGUGGAAAUGUGAGUGUUCUGUGAGCCGAGGCCCUGGGCUGGGGGUCAGCCAUAACCACUGCUGUUAUUACCAGGAGCUUCUGCAUAUCCCUCUCUCUCAUUUCCUCUUACAUUCCCUCAUCCCCCACCGCUCAGUGACUUUUACCCAGGCGCUCGCUUACAACUGAAAUAAGGGCCUUAGCUUACCGGCCAAGCAUGGCCAAGUAGAAAGGGGAAGAGAGACAACAUGUUAUUUCCUUUCCACUGCUUAUAGAAAUGUUAUUCUCCUUAAUUCCGUUGGCUAAAGGUUUCUUCCAUCCAGGCUUUGGAAACUAAUGGGCAGAUUUGAGCUGUUUUACUUCCACUCUGCUGUAAGUCAAUAUUUAGUUAAUUACCUGGGUCUCUGAGACUGAUGCGCUCUCUAUCUUACCAUCCACCCCCACUGGUGCAGUUUGCCUGCUUGACUGACUGCGUUCAGAUAGCAAUUAAGAUGGGUAUGAAAAAUUAAAGACGACUGCUUGAGAUCAGUGCACAUUUGGAGCAACGGGAGGAAAACAAAGCACACCAUCAUUCAUGGCUCCAGGCAAUGCAUUUUUCUGAAAUAAUUGGUGGAUGUGGGUUGUAUUGUGCCUUGUGUUUUCUUUAUUUUUUCCUUACGCCCACUCUCUCUAACACAAGGAAAUGGCACAAGCAGAGAUGAAGACUUCAAUGGAUAUGUGCACUUUCUCCUCCAGGAAAGCCAUUCUGUCGGUUCCGCAUUUUGAAGACGACACAUUAAAAUAAGGAAAAGGGUGGAGGGGGUGCUGAAGUAGCCUAGCUGAUGCCUUUAAAAAGCAACAAAUCCCUUUGAAAACAGCCUAUGUGGUAUCGAUAUGAGAAACAGUUAUUCUAGUUUCAAAAUUUACUACAAAGUGUGAGUAGGAUCAUUUUGGUCAUAAAGUCAGUCUCGUCUGAAACGGAGUUUGGAACAUGUGUGCGUCACAACGGGUAAAGGAAGGUUGGGUUUUGAUUUGACGAUGUCCGUUAGCCCACUAACAUGGAGUGAACAGCUGCAGUGAUUACUGUCUAUCCAAUAGCACAGACCUGCGAGGCAGACCUGCGAGGCAGACCUGCGAGGCAGACCUGCGAGGCAGACCAGUGAGACAGCAGCUCCCCAAAAAAAUGUACUGCACCAAAGGCCUUAGUUAGAUGUAAAAUUGUGCAACUAAAACAUCCUCGGCAAAAACAUCAAUUAAUUACAGAUUUUUUGAGUUAUCUUAGAUUAAUUCUGGGGACUGUGAGGAAGUGAAAUAGGCUUUUGCGUCUACAGUGUCUCAUGGGGGACAAACCUCAUUAACCAAAAGCUGAAUCGGUUAGGAAACCAAGACCCAAAUGUUGUGUUUUCUAAUGAGCAACAGAAAAACACACUUGCCAAUUGGUUUGUUCAGUGGCUCUUUAAAGUCUUGUUUUUUUAGGUGACAUUUAAGAGAAUAAUGAAUAUUGUAGGUUUAGUAGCCUAUUCCUCUUCUACCUCUUCAAUAUUUAGUAUUAUGUACAGCUGCAGUGCCACAGGAUUUUCAACCAAAGGCUUUCUUUGGGAUUCAUAAUUUUCCUAAUAUGAUUACUUGAUGUCAGUAGCAUCUGAUUGAUUAGGUCCAUAGAAAUAAGAAUGGAUAGAAAGGGCAUCUCCGUUCAAGUCAAUGAUGGCAUAAUGGGUGGACUGGCGGCCAUUUUGACUGUAUCCAUUUCAGCGUCUUUCUUUUUCCCAGCGCAGUUAAGCCAAAACCACGCCCUGUUAUUCCGAGGCGUUCUACAACGUCAGGAAGUGAAUCACGUAGCGCAAAAUUUCAGUCACUGAUUAAUAACAUUUGCCCUUGUAUUUCAAGAUUGAAAAAUAUAAUAACAUAAUGUUGUGGACCGAGCUAGCCGUUGAUGCCGCUUAACGUUCAAAUACAGAUUCAAUGGCUGUAGCAUAGCGUAUUCGACUGAAUGAUUAGCUAAUAAAUAUUUGAACAAUUAUGAAUAAUAAACAUAUGCUUUUACCUGAUAAUAGACUACUAAUGAUAAUAUAACAACUUCAUAUACUGAGCUAGUAACGUUAAGUAGCCGAGGUCAACUUAGCUGACCUUCAAAUGAGGGAAUUCAGCAGAGUUCUGAGACAUUUUUACAACUCAAUGAAACUCUGAAAAUAAAUACAUGGACAAAUGUUACCAAACAUGACAAUAACAGGCCUGCAUUACGGUAGGCAGCUAAUUUGUUAAAUUACACUUUCCAUCCUUACCUUGGAAGGCCACUGUCUCUGUGCUGAUCGCCUGUGAGUGAGACAACGCUAGCUAGCCAAUGGGAGCGUCCUCUGAAUAACGGGGCGUGGUUUUGGCUUAACAGCGUUGGGGAAAAGAAAGCCGUAUUUCAGAAAGUAAAAGCAUUGUACCCAUCAGUCUGUGCUGUGAUUUGUUGAGUCAACUCAACUGAUAUUACAAAAAAUACAUUCCAUUGCAUGAGCCACAUCAGUUAGCAUCAUUUGAAUGAACAUUCUACAUUACCAUGGCAACCCAGCAUCAGUUGAUAGAACAUUCCAAAAUACCAUGGAAAUUAUUGCAUCACAAUACCAGGCAGCGAUUGCGAGUGUACCCAUGAGUUACCAGUUUACCAAUCAAUUACCAGGGUUAGAGGUUCCAAGCACGUUCUAGUCAUUUUUAUUUCUAUGAUUAGGUCUACAUGUAAAACAAUAGCCCUUUGAGGCACAGCCCUUAGUAAUAGAUUCAGUAGAUUUCUCUGUAUUGUGGUGACCUGUGAUGGUAGUAAUAGCCAGUAGGCUUCUAUUCAUGUCUCAGACAUUCUACCGUCUACUUUCUUACUUUAACACACAGUGGUUCAGUCAUUCCCUCACACCAUCCCCAGCUGUUCCAUAAUGGCCUGUCCACUCUGAUUGAGACCAUUGAACAAGGUGGUGGGUGGUUAGCUAGGGAGAACAGUGUUUUACUUUGCUUACCUAUUAAGUUUUGUUUUUGCGCUCUCUCCCUCUUUCUCCCCCUCCCUCCCCCCUAUCCCCUCCUCCCGGGUCUUGAUGUUUUCCCCUGUGGAUUUCUCACCCAACAUGGCCGCAGCAAUGUUGACUGUAGAGGUCUGUGUGUGGGCACAGUUUCAAGUAGCAUCUUUGGUAGCUAGCUGGGACUAGGAGGCUUGUCACAUAAUGUGCCAAAGAACCAUCCAUCCUGCUUCUGUUUAACAUCUCUGAAGGGCAUGCUAUGAAAGGGCUUUGAUUUAGCGGACGUUAAUAAGGAGUAGAUCUCUCUCUGUUUGUACAACUCUGUGAUGGACAAUGGGAUUCCACAUUAACUAGGUAUCCAUUCAAGUCCUUAGGCUUUGAAAACUCUAGGUCAUGCAGACCUAUUACAUUGUAACUUUGCAUUUCAUGUUAAAUUAAAAAACCUCUCCAAUUAGCCUGUUAGCUUAUCGGCUAGGCUUGCUCUCUGCUUCUGUUCUGCUGUGUUCUGUGUGUUUGAAGAUGAGUGUAGAACAGAACAGAGGGCCUGGCAGUGCCCUUGGGGAAGAAGGACUGAGUGUAGUAGUCACACAGUCAGGCUCACCUGCUGAUAGAACACUUGGCUUCAGACCCAUCUGGUUCCAGGUGUAGAGGCUACAACAUCCAUCUGGUUCCAGGUGUAGAGGCUACAACAUCCAUCUGGUUCCAGGUGUAGAGGCUACAACAUCCAUCUGGUUCCAGGUGUAGAGGCUACAACAUCCAUCUGGUUCCAGGUGUAGAGGCUACAACAUCCAUCUGGUUCCAGGUGUAGAGCCUACAACAUCCAUCUGGUUCCAGGUGUAGAGGCUACAACAUCCAUCUGGUUCCAGAGGUAGAGGCUGCAACAUCCAUCUGGUUCCAGAGGUAGAGGCUGCAACAUCCAUCUGGUUCCAGAGGUAGAGGCUACAACACCCAUCUGGUUCCAGAGGUAGAGGCUACAACACCCAUCUGGUUCCAGAGGUAGAGGCUACAACACCCAUCUGGUUCCAGAGGUAGAGGCUACAACACCCAUCUGGUUCCAGAGGUAGAGGCUACAACACCCAUCUGGUUCCAGAGGUAGAGGCUACAACAUCCAUCUGGUUCCAGAGGUAGAGGCUGCAACAUCCAUCUGGUUCCAGAGGUAGAGGCUGCAACAUCCAUCUGGUUCCAGAGGUAGAGGCUACAACACCCAUCUGGUUCCAGAGGUAGAGGCUACAACACCCAUCUGGUUCCAGAGGUAGAGGCUACAACACCCAUCUGGUUCCAGAGGUAGAGGCUACAACACCCAUCUGGUUCCAGAGGUAGAGGCUACAACACCCAUCUGGUUCCAGAGGUAGAGGCUACAACACCCAUCUGGUUCCAGAUGUAGAGGCUACAACACCCAUCUGGUUCCAGAUGUAGAGGCUACAACACCCAUCUGGUUCCAGAGGUAGAGGCUACAACACCCAUCUGGUUCCAGAGGUAGAGGCUACAACACCCAUCUGGUUCCAGAGGUAGAGGCUACAACACCCAUCUGGUUCCAGAGGUAGAGGCUACAACACCCAUCUGGUUCCAGAGGUAGAGGCUACAACACCCAUCUGGUUCCAGAGGUAGAGGCUACAACACCCAUCUGGUUCCAGAGGUAGAGGCUACAACACCCAUCUGGUUCCAGAGGUAGAGGCGGAAACAGAAGACCAAUGGCCAGAUGAUAGGGCACACAGCUGUACCCGAGCCCCUGGCUUCAGGGCCCGUCUCGCCCCGUUUCUCUCAUAUAGAUCGAUAGAUGACUCAUCCAAAGAUUUUUAUAACUAAACCAAGAUAGACCACAGCUUGUUGUUUCCAAUGAGAACAAAUGAAUCAUGAGUCAUAGUGUAAAACUGUAUUGAGAUCAAAUGUUUUAUCGAUGAGAAAAUUUGCAGAUUGUCAUCCAAAAUCAAUCUCGUUCCAUCUUCUCCCACUGUGAAUGACCGUUACUGACUGGUUACUGACUGGUUACUGACUGGUUACUGACUGGUUACUGAGACUAAGUGGAUGUUGGAGCUAGUUACUGGUUACUGACUGGUUACUGACUGGUUACUGACUGGUUACUGAGACUAAGUGGAUGUUGGAGCUAGUUACUGGUUACUGACUGGUUACUGACUGGUUACUGAGACUAAGUGGAUGUUGGAGCUAGUUACUGGUUACUGACUGGUUACUGACUGGUUACUGAGACUAAGUGGAUGUUGGAGCUAGUUACUGGUUACUGACUGGUUACUGACUGGUUACUGACUGGUUACUGACUGGUUACUGAGACUAAGUGGAUGUUGGAGCUAGUUACUGGUUAGGUUCCAUGUCUGUAUGGUUGGAGUGGUACCUUAAUGAGGUAUGGAGACUGACCUGAUCUCUCUCUCUCUCUCUCUCUCUCUCUCUCUCUCUCUCUCUCUCUCUCACACACACACGCAC
This is a messenger RNA of Salmo salar (Atlantic salmon), 12119 nucleotides long. The record is from RefSeq and is a predicted model, not a curated record. NCBI's taxonomy places the organism in Eukaryota, Metazoa, Chordata, Actinopteri, Salmoniformes, Salmonidae.